AUGAAAAAUAAUCGCUCGCCUGAUAAAAAAGAAGAAGAAAAAUUAAUCAGGCCUGCCCUUCCUCUUGAUUAGUAGUUCAAGGACGAUGAGUAUGAAUUGCCAGAAGGUGAUAUGGAAGCAAUUUAAUAUCUAAUGAGUGUAAGGUAAUAAGCAGAGGAAAAAGAGGAGGUCUAUAAAAGUAAAAAUUAUCAUCUAUACUUAUCAAACACUCAGACUUAAAAUGGUGGAAAUAUUUACUAAUCUCAAAGAAUGAGUCUAACUCAAUCGAUAUUCUAGCCAUCUGAGAUUUUAGUUAAUGAGCAAAGCAUAUAUCAAGAUAGAGACAUUGUAGUAGGCAGUAAUACUUAUGAUAAAAAUAAAAACAGUCUAUGGGAUUUAGAGUGGGUUAAGUUACUUCUUGAUCAAAGAAUUUAAACAAGAGCUUAAUUACUAUAGCUGUAGAAGCAAAUACCAAAAGCCCAAAGAUAUAUAAAUGCUGAUGUGUACUUUGAAUACCUAGAAAAACAAACUAAUUAUGAAGAUAAAAUAGUGGUUCUUGCUUCCGAGGUGGUUUUGCAGGAAAUAUUUGGGAUUUUUGCAAUAGAAAGAUAAUGUGAUUGGCUUGAAAAGAAACAAAUUCCUGAAUUAGAUUUGAAGAUUAUAUACGGGCUGCUAUGCUUACUAGAAAAGCCCUUAUUACCAGACUAGGCUGCAGAUUUAAACCAUUUACUAAGCAUACUAUUAAAAUUUAGGCAGUAGUUGAAAGUUGAAAUACAAUAAGAUGCUGAUAAACUAUCAAUGCUAGACAUUAAUAUUGCAUUAAUAACUGAGUACUUUGAUCAAAGGUUUAAAUGA
Messenger RNA from Stylonychia lemnae, 834 nucleotides. The record is from the annotation of a GenBank genome assembly. Lineage: Eukaryota; Ciliophora; Spirotrichea; Sporadotrichida; Oxytrichidae.